CGGCCGAGGGGCUCUCCAUCUCCAGCAACUUUGGGGGUGGGGAGCACCGGCCCCAGGGGACAGUCGCUCUAGAGUUUCCGCAAUUUCUGGCCCCAGGCCCGGGAGUUGUGUGUGUCAGGGGGCCCUUUUCACCUUCGCUGGGGAGUUUCUGCAUAUUCUCGCACCAUCCCGGGUGCUUUUGCUGGGGCUCCCUCUAUUUAUUUGCACGCGCGCAUCUAGCUUUUUUCUAAGACGUUUUGCUCCGCUCUUGUUCCCUCUCAUUUUGUUGCUUGCCUGAGACUCUGCUCUUGUCCUUGCCCAGGCUGGGGUAGUUCUGUGUGUGCGCGCGCUCGCUCUUCCCUCCCCUUCCCUAUUUUCUUCUUUUAAAAAUUCUACCCUCAACCCCUGCAGGGUUUCUAAACACUAUCUCUCCUCCCCUUCCCCCAACUCCCUACCACUGGGCCGCUCCCAACAGUUUUAUUUUUCGGUCUUGCCCGGGCCGGGGCGGGUGGCUCAGCGGGGCUCGCACCCGGCGCUCCGCCGCCGCCGCCCAGCUGUGCCGGGGCGCCCUUCGGAGAUGCUGCCGUGGAAGAAGCACAAGUUCGAGCUGCUGGCCGAGGCGCCGCCGCGGCAGGCGUCCAAGCCCAAGGGCUACGCUGUGAGCCUGCACUACUCAGCGCUCAGCUCGCUGGCACGGGCGUGCCCCGAAGGCGCGCUUAGCCGGGUGGGCAGCAUGUUCCGCUCCAAGCGCAAGAAGCUGCACAUCACCAGCGAGGACCCCACUUACACCGUGCUCUACCUGGGCAAUGCCACCACCAUCCAGGCGCGCGGCGACGGCUGCACCGACCUAGCCGUGGGCAAGAUCUGGAGCAAGAGCGAGGCGGGCCGUCAGGGCACCAAGAUGAAGCUGACGGUGAGUGCGCAGGGUAUCCGCAUGGUGCACGCUGAGGAGCGCGCGCUGCGCCGCCCCGGCCACCUCUACUUGCUGCACCGCGUCACAUACUGCGUGGCAGACGCGCGGCUGCCCAAGGUCUUCGCAUGGGUGUACCGACACGAGCUAAAGCACAAGGCGGUAAUGCUGCGCUGCCACGCUGUGCUGGUGUCCAAGCCCGAGAAGGCGCAAGCUAUGGCGCUACUACUCUACCAGACAUCUGCCAACGCGCUGGCAGAAUUUAAACGCCUCAAGCGGCGGGACGACGCGCGUCACCAGCAGCAGGAGCUGGUGGGCGCGCACACCAUCCCGCUAGUGCCGCUGCGCAAGCUGCUCCUGCACGGACCCUGCUGCUACAAACCGCCGGUGGAGCGCAGCCGCAGCGCGCCCAAGCUCGGCUCCAUCACUGAGGACCUGCUUGGGGAACAGCAGGAGCAGGAGCUGCAGGAGGAAGAGGAAGAGGAGCACUCCGUGGGCUGCCUGGAGGAAGAGGAGGACCGUGCGGGGGAGGGAGACCCAGCAGAGCAGGAGGCUGAGGCGCAGCGGGCGCUGGUGGUGGCCAUGCACUUAGAGUGCGGAGACUUGCUGGACACGCUGGAGAAUGGCCGCGAGGAGGCGCUGGGGGGCGGCGGGGGCUCCUUGGGCCGGGGAGCCGGGCCGCCGCCUCUGCUGCUGGGCAGCGCCUCCGACAUGAAGGCCGAGCUGUCGCAGCUUAUUAGCGACCUGGGCGACUUCAGCUUCGGCAACGACGUGCGCACUCUGCAGGCCGACUUGCGGGUGACGCGCCUGCUGUCGGGCGAGAGCACCGGCAGCGAGAGCUCCAUCGAGGGCGGGGGCCCGGACGCCACCUCCGCCACCGCCGUGGACCCGCCCAGUCCAGCCGACGCCAGCCAGGACGAGCCCCACUCGGGCUGAACUCCCAGAAGACUCCUCUGCGCCCCCGGCACCCCACUGUGGGUCCCCAUCCGUGGUCCUGACAACCACCCUAUCCUCCGCCCUCGCCCAGGAAAGGGGAAAUGGGGCAUGCGAGGCCCAGAAUUGACCCUGGCCGCCCCCCCUUCCCUUGCCCCAACACUUUAAGUUCUGUUCGAGGCGGGCUCAGGUUGCGCUUGGGGAUGUGGGGAGACGUGAGAGCGGGGAAAACCCCUGCAAGGAAGGUGCGAGGCCGGCCUGUGGGAAGCGGGUGAAGGAAGGCGGGCUGGGCUGAAGUUCGCAAAAGUCUCUCCUGCCGGCCGGUUUCCUGUUUGUGGGGCAGCUGGGGCCCGAGGAGGAGGGGUUCACUUCCUCCCUCGGCCCCCUGGGAGCGGCCUUGCACUGUCAUUGACAUGGCGUUGAAAAAAAAGGAUUUGCUCUCAACAAAUGUUUGAGGCUUCAGUGCCACCCCUUUGCCCCCAGUUCUUUUUGGUGCAAGCGCUUGGGCUGUUUACCUCAAGACUCAGACCCUUGAAAUUCUGCCAAAUUCCUCAAAUAACUGUUGGGGUGGGGGGAGAUGAAAGAAAGUUGCGUUUUGUUUACAGUUAAAGACAUCUAAUAUCUGAAAAAGGAGUUUUCCUUUAGAAACACACACACACCCCUUCCUCUUGCUCAAAAGAUCUCACUCCAUGAUACUGUGUAAAAUAUUUUUGCACUGUUGUGAAG
This is a messenger RNA of Propithecus coquereli (Coquerel's sifaka), 2548 nucleotides long. RefSeq names its product family with sequence similarity 43, member A (gene FAM43A). NCBI's taxonomy places the organism in Eukaryota, Metazoa, Chordata, Mammalia, Primates, Indriidae. The coding region runs from base 557 to 1825 and encodes 422 amino acids. The transcript has a single exon. The record is from RefSeq and is a predicted model, not a curated record.